AUGUCAAGCUUGAGACACUUUUCCACGAUCCGAAUGAAUGGGGCUGCGGACGCCUGGGACGAAAACGAUCGACUCCGAUCGGAGUGGGAGACUUGUGAAGCGCUUCUCGCUGGAUCUCAAAAGGACAACGCGCAGAAGCAUUUUAUGAUAGAAUCAAUGAGACAGUACACCAAGGCUCUGGAAAAACUUUUGGACAUGACUAUCGGUCCGGACUGGAGAGCCGACUACGACAUUCAGCCUCCACUGACUCGGUCCAUUAUCUGCACACCCGCCAGUCCUCGGCCGCAGCUCAGGCUCCCGGCGGACAUGCCCUCCAUGUCGCAGGGAAUGGAUAGGAAGAAGAAAGCUGAUUGCCCAGCAGGGAGAGAGAAAGGUGCUAUAGAGAUUCAUGAGCUGCUGCAGAGCUUUGAAUCGAGAGCUGUGGCACGACAGAAUGUCAUUCGGAACAUGUUGCAAGAAGCGAGAUCGACUUUCAAGGACAGAUGA
Molecule: messenger RNA, 486 nt
Organism: Kockovaella imperatae
Lineage: Eukaryota; Fungi; Basidiomycota; Tremellomycetes; Tremellales; Cuniculitremaceae
Exons: 5
Coding region: 1-486 (161 amino acids)
Source: RefSeq, a predicted model, not a curated record